GAAGUGUGGAGACUCCUGCCCAGUCCAAAGCCUCCCUUCUCCUCCUCUCCUCCACUGACAGAAUCAGCGGGGCAUGGCUUGGAGGGGCUCACAAUUGCUAUUCGCCCCUGUGCUGCUGCUGCUGCUGCACCUGGCCUCAGGUGUCUGGGGGUCGACAGUUGUUUCUGAGGAACUUCACAGAGCGGUAGGACAGAACCUCUCUGUGAACUGCAAGUACAAGCCUGAGGCAGGGCCUUACGUGCCGAAAUCGUGGUGUCGUCAGACAUCUCCAGCUAGAUGUAACAGAGUGGUCACAACCUCCCAGCCUUGGAGGGCCGACACAGAAUCACAGUAUACAAUCUUGGACAAACCUGAAGUCGGCCUCUUCAUCAUCACCACCACUCGGCUCACGGAGAAGAACUCAGCGAUCUACUGGUGCGGACUCUUUAAUGUUUCCCACAAUAAAAUCAUAGUUCUCCGAAACAUCAGCCUGGUGGUGUCUCCAGCCAUGCCCACUCUUCCUCCACGGACCAGCGUCGGGCUCCAAACGAGGAUAGUUCUGACCACUUCUCCAGAGGAAACCACUGGCUCUUUCACCGAUGGCUCUCAGCACAGAAACCAGAGUUCUUCUUCCACUGCUGGCGGGGUCUCCCCAAGGCUUCUGGUCUUCGUGCAUUAUGGACUCCUCCUACUCAAGGGCCUGAUGCUGUCAGUUCUCUGCGUGGUCCUUUACUGGAGAAGCUGCCAGGGGCGUGAGUAUGCAGCAGAGACAGUGACAAUGGAGGUUACGGAAUAUGCCAGCCUUCCUGACAUCUCGGAGUCCUUGGGCACACGUAGCCGCAUCUCAGAGUAUGAGAAGAAUGCUUAUUCUCCUAACCCUGCCCAGUGAUCAGAGCUACCCAACUGCUGUGUACUACAGCCCUACUGAAGCCAUCAGGCAAGCACAGGGAGACAACCGCACGUCCCCACUUAAAAUCACCAGCGAAGACUGUCACUUUGGUAUCCAGCACCUGAAGAUUCACACACACCCCCAGCACGCAUCUCCCCCAAGCUGACCCAAGUUAAUCUGCACUGGGUGUCAGACCCUCAGUACCCAACACCCUGCUCCCCAGUAUCUCUCCAGAAUCCUACACUGGUGCUUUCUCUCCCAAAACUCUCUUGGUCUCUCUCCUGCCUCUUUGGCGUUGCUCACCAGCCCUGUGUGUGUCCUCUUGUGCUUAAGUUCGGACUUUUAGAAUGCAUCUGAGCAGAACACGGUAAUGCCAUUUCCCCUGGACUGCCUCUCCUCUUGCUCUAGAUUCCUUAAAAUGAGAGAAAAAUAACUUAAAUAUACAAGAAAGGUUGUGAUCUGCAGACUACAAACAGAGGAAGCCAAGAAGUUAAAGGAAAAAAGUGGUUUUUAAAAGGACAGAAAACUCCCCCAGACGGCUCAUCCAGCGCACAUAGGCGCUGACCACCAGGGGGCAGUGUGUGUUGGUUUAGCGAGUGAGGCAAUUUCAUCUUCACAUAGAAAGUCUGGUUGUACAAACUCGUGGGAGGUGUGGGUAGAUAGGGGAACCCUUUAGGGAACAAAAACAAUGUCACAUCCAUUAACCAAGAAGAAGCCAGAGUGAUCUUCGGCACAGGUAACGUCCAGUACAGCCUGGACACCGGACAUUGAACAUGGAUAUUGCUGGCAGCAGCCAUGGCAAAUCCACCACGAAGACUGCACAUUUUUUCUCUCUCU
Arvicola amphibius (Eurasian water vole) is the source of this 1705-nucleotide messenger RNA. It is a transcript of the gene Treml4, whose product is annotated as triggering receptor expressed on myeloid cells like 4. Gene Ontology annotation, biological process: positive regulation of toll-like receptor 7 signaling pathway. NCBI's taxonomy places the organism in Eukaryota, Metazoa, Chordata, Mammalia, Rodentia, Cricetidae. Gene Ontology annotation, molecular function: signaling receptor activity. The transcript is spliced from 6 exons. The record is from RefSeq and is a predicted model, not a curated record. Bases 74 to 868 code for a protein of 264 amino acids. Gene Ontology annotation, cellular component: cell surface.